Messenger RNA from Beauveria bassiana ARSEF 2860, 717 nucleotides. Its product is annotated as BTB/POZ domain protein. The coding region runs from base 1 to 717 and encodes 238 amino acids. NCBI's taxonomy places the organism in Eukaryota, Fungi, Ascomycota, Sordariomycetes, Hypocreales, Cordycipitaceae. The record is from RefSeq and is a predicted model, not a curated record. The transcript is spliced from 3 exons. Gene Ontology annotation, molecular function: protein binding.
AUGCCUCUGCCACACAGUUUCACUGAGAAGCUGCACCAAAACUGGACGGAUGGGUUAUUUCUUGACCUCCAGCUCCUUUGCAAUGGCCAAGCAAUUGGUGUCCACAAAAUCGUUCUCUGCUCGCAUUCGCCUGUGUUUUUGACGGCUCUCUCAGGCCCCUACCAAGAGUCAGAGGAAGAAAUCUACGAGGUCAACGACAGUAGCUAUCCAAUUGUUGUCGGGAUGGUCACGUUCAUGUAUACAGGCUCUUACAAGGCUCCCGACGAAAAUUCGACAGUGGUUCACAAAGGAUAUGCCGGAGUCUUGUUCCAUGCUGGCAUGGUGGCCUUGGCAGACAAGUACCUGAUUCCAUCUCUUCGCGAACUUGCUCUGAGAGAAUUCAGGAAAUGCGUGGAUUGGGAAACGAAUCUUCGGGCUCUACUUCAGUCCGUCUCUGGAGUAUAUGCUAUCGAAGGGGAUGGACGCGCCGAACUUCGUCACAUUCUUGUGAAUCGUUUUGACUCUCGACUUGCCUUUCACAUCGAAGAUCACGGAAUGGAACAUCUUUUGCGAGAAAUAUCGGAAAUAACUCCUCAAUUCACCAUCGAUCUUGCUAUGGCUUUGCUCUUGACAACAUCAACCGCGCGCUGCCAAAGUUGUCAUGAGACUAUCCACACGGCACGAGUCAGAGUCUCUGCAGGACGUAUCAAGUGUAAAACUUGCGGUCGAAAGACUUAA